Messenger RNA from Myotis davidii, 3439 nucleotides. It is a transcript of the gene KCNK10, whose product is annotated as potassium two pore domain channel subfamily K member 10. Gene Ontology annotation, molecular function: potassium ion leak channel activity. Bases 586 to 2205 code for a protein of 539 amino acids. The transcript is spliced from 7 exons. Gene Ontology annotation, biological process: potassium ion transmembrane transport; stabilization of membrane potential. Gene Ontology annotation, cellular component: membrane. The record is from RefSeq and is a predicted model, not a curated record. NCBI's taxonomy places the organism in Eukaryota, Metazoa, Chordata, Mammalia, Chiroptera, Vespertilionidae.
CUUCUCCUUCCGUUUGUAGAACCAGCACUAAGCAAGAUUCCCCAAGCUGCUUCAUCUCUCCCUGUCCGGACUCUUCUCCUGCUGCGCCCCGGAAUCCCUGUUCAGCAAGGACUCUUUCCUGCUGCACCCCGCGAUCCGCGUUCAGCAGUCCUCAGAUUGAGCGGUGCCUGGGCAGCCACUCCGAGACCCCACAGGAAGCAGUCAGCUCCCUCCGCUCUCACAGGGGUCCGGGGUUGCGCAGUGGGGAGGAAGUAUAGGAGCCAACUCGCGGAAAACUUCCUGGGGAGAUGACUGGGCCACCGGGCGCUCAUUGAAGUGGUGCCGCCAGGAUUGCAGGUUCUGAGCUGCGGAGACCCGGGGACCUGCAGCCACGCCUCCCGGCCAGGGCCUGCGUCCCCCCAAAGCGAAGGGGAGGCCGCUGCCCGCAGGCGGGAAGCUGAGCCACUUGGCAUCACGAUGCUUUGUGGUCCUGCCGCAGGAGCCCGAGGCGGCCGCUUCCCACCGGCCCGCAGCCGGCAGCAAUAGCCAUGGAAGUUGGGGCGGCGCAGAGCGAGAGGGAACCGCUUGGCGCGGCAUCUCUUCUGGAUGCUUUUCCUCCUCACAGACCCCUUCUUCCCUCCUGUCUGGGUGGCCGUUCCCGCAGCAGCGCCCCCAGUGUGCCAGCCCAAGGGUGCCACUAACGGGCACUACCCGGCCCCACGCCUGUCCAUCUCCUCCCGAGCCACGGUGGUAGCCAGGAUGGAAGGUGCCUCCCAGGGGGGCCUGCAGACCGUCAUGAAGUGGAAAACCGUGGUUGCCAUCUUCGUGGUGGUGGUGGUCUACCUUGUCACGGGUGGUCUCGUCUUCCGGGCUCUGGAGCAGCCCUUUGAGAGCAGCCAGAAGAAUACCAUCGCCUUGGAAAAGGCAGAAUUCCUGCGGGACCACAUCUGUGUGAGCCCACAGGAGCUGGAGACGUUGAUCCAGCAUGCCCUUGACGCUGACAACGCAGGAGUGAGUCCGAUAGGAAACUCCUCCAACAACAGCAGCCACUGGGACCUCGGAAGUGCCUUUUUCUUCGCUGGAACUGUCAUCACCACCAUAGGGUAUGGGAAUAUUGCUCCGAGCACUGAAGGAGGCAAAAUCUUUUGUAUUUUAUAUGCCAUCUUUGGAAUUCCACUCUUUGGUUUCUUAUUGGCUGGAAUUGGAGACCAACUUGGAACCAUCUUUGGGAAAAGCAUUGCAAGAGUGGAGAAGGUCUUUCGAAAAAAGCAAGUGAGUCAGACCAAGAUCCGGGUCAUCUCCACCAUCCUGUUCAUCCUGGCCGGCUGCAUUGUGUUUGUGACGAUCCCUGCCGUCGUUUUCAAAUACAUCGAGGGGUGGACGGCCCUGGAGUCCAUUUACUUUGUGGUGGUCACUCUCACCACGGUGGGCUUUGGCGACUACGUGGCAGGGGGAAAUGCUGGCAUCAAUUACCGGGAGUGGUAUAAGCCCCUCGUGUGGUUUUGGAUCCUGGUUGGCCUUGCCUACUUUGCAGCCGUCCUCAGUAUGAUCGGAGAUUGGCUACGGGUUCUGUCCAAAAAGACAAAAGAAGAGGUGGGGGACACCCCAGGGCGGUGCAAGGCCCACGCGGCCGAGUGGAAGGCCAACGUGACGGCCGAGUUCCGGGAGACGCGGCGGCGGCUGAGCGUGGAGAUCCACGACAAGCUGCAGCGCGCGGCCACGCUGCGCAGCAUGGAGCGCCGGCGCCUGGGCCUGGACCAGCGCGCGCACUCGCUCGACAUGCUCUCCCCCGAGAAGCGCUCCGUGUUCGCGGCGCUGGACGCCGGCCGCGGCAAGGCCUCCUCCCAGGAGAGCAUCAACAACCGGCCCAACAACCUGCGCCUCCGCGGGCCCGAGCCGCUGCACAAGCACGCGCAGGGGGCCUCCGAGGACAACAUCAUCAACAAGUUCGGGUCCAGCGCCAAGCUCACCAAGAGGAAAAACAAGGACGCCAAGAAGGCCUUGCCCGAGGACGUGCAGAAGAUCUACAAGACCUUCCGCAACUACUCCCUGGACGAGGAGAAGCGAGAGGAGGAGACGGAGAAGAUGUGCAACUCGGACCACUCCAGCACGGCCAUGCUGACCCACUGCGCGCAGCCGCCCGCCGGGGUGGAGAACGGCAUGGUCCCCGCGGACACCAAAGACAGGGAACACGAGAACAACGCGUUGCUGGAAGGCAGGAGCUAAAGGUUCCGGGACACCGGGCUGGAGGAAGCGUUGUGUGUUUUUUUUAUAUUCACCCCGAGACACGUGCCUUAAACAGACUUCUCCUUAGUCCAAAAUUACAUAGCAUUGGAGAAUAUAUUUCACUGUGCCAUAAAGGACUGAGGAAGUUUGCUCUGCCAAAAGGAAUCAAAGAACACGGACUCCGCUUCUGAUGAGCGACCGCCGGACGCCCGGGGAGCGUUUGCACACGUCGGAGGUCACGGCCACCAAGUGUCAAGGCCGAGUGGCCUGGUGGUGCUGUACCCCUGGGCAGCGCCGCCCUGGAGGGCACAUAGACAAGGGCAGCUAUUCCCUAGACCAGCCUUCUGAGAGAAGCAGGUGUGUCUUUUACACGGAGUCUCGCUUCCUGAGCCUACCGCCCGUGAUGUAUGCACACCCAGAAGGACACCGGAUUGGGGGCGACCUGGGACCGGUAAGGAGGGUUUGAGUUGACAUUUGGGCGUGUUGCUCUGAGCUUGAAUUCUGAUCCAAGCCACGCAGUGCAUCCCUAGCCCUUCUCAGCGCCAAUGAGUGCGUGCGGGGCCUGAGAGCUCCCGGGAUUUGUUGGAAGCGGAUCAGAGCACACGUAUUCAAAGGUGCAGUUGCUUUCCUCAUCACAAAAGAAGAAAAAUAAUCACAAACAUCACACUGUGGAUAUCACCUCAACCAAGGCCAGAAGCCUACUGAACUUGGCCUUUCUCACGGGGGUAGGUAGUCCGAACAGACUGGCAGGCCUUGGUGAAACUUCAACCUCAACCGCUGCGUGGUUACAGGCAAAGAAUCAUGCAUUUUCCUCAGUGGGUGCAAUGGUGAAAUAAACUGGUUUUGAAAUGUUCACGUUCACUUUUCUAGUGGAACUUCGGUUGUAACCUGUUUUGAUGAGAGGGGGGAGAAAGUACCAAAACUAAUUGCCUUGCAUGAUGCCAGCGGCUUGCUGUUCUGUCUAGCUGAUCCUAAAAUUUUAUAAAAAUAGGCAUCCUGCAUGUCUGAGACACACCAAGGGGGACCAUGGCAUCAUUCCAUCUCAGGGCUUUUUGUCCCUUGGGGUGUCUUAGGGUAGACAUAGUUACAAGAGCCAAUCUUGCUAUCUCCAAACAGGAGGAAAACUAACCCCUCAACCAACCCUUGUACAAGAAAACGGAGUCGUUUUUGUUUGCAGUUUAAGUGCCAUUAAUGCCAUUUUAAAAAAUAAUACUUAAAAGAAGUAUUUCAAAUA